CGGCUCACCGUGUGUCCGGCCUGUCAAACCGUGAGACUUUCACAGAAUCGACAAGAUUGGAAUAACAGGGAUGCACAUGACGAAAAAGACAAGAAAUACAAUGAAGCCGCCAGCACAGACUCAAUCCUCUCCUGCAUUUGAAGGUGUCUACAACAAUGCCCGGAUGCUUCAUUUUCUCACUGCAGUAGUAGGUUCCACCUGUGAUGUGAGAGUGAAAAAUGGCACAGUGUAUGAAGGGAUCUUUAAGACUCUCAGCUCGCAGUGUGAACUGGCUGUGGAUGCUGUCCACAAGAGGAGUGAGGGACUCACAGAUGAUGGGGAUGGGGGAGGAGAGGAGGGUGGAGGAGGAGGUGGCCGGCUCUUGACCCCAAUGAUUGAGGAGAUCACUGACACCAUGAUCUUCAGCCCUGCAGACCUGGUCACUAUGACCUGCCGUGAUGUUGACCUCAACUAUGCUAUCAGAGAUACAUUCACCGACUCGGCCAUCAGCUCCACACGUGUCAACGGAGAGCACAGAGAGAAGGUGUUGCAGAGGUGGGAUGGAGGGGGCAGCAAUGGAGAGAACUAUGAUCUGGAAUCAGAUGCUUCAAAUGGCUGGGACGCCAAUGAAAUGUUUAAGUUCAAUGCGGAGACAUAUGGCAUCAAGUCCACCUAUGAUUCCAGCCUUUCUAUGUACACCGUGCCUCUAGAGAGGGGUAACUCAGAGGUAUACCGGCAGCGGGAGGCCCGUGCCGCCCGGCUGGCCAAUGAGAUAGAGAGUAGCCUUCAGUACCGACGACGUGUCUCUCUGGAGAAUGACGAGGGCAAGAACGAGGAGGAGAAGUUCAGCUCUGUGGUCCGAGACCGGGAGGACCGGGCUAGUCCCGGCUUCACUUCUGGCAACAGGGAAGGCAAAUACAUUCCACUGCCCCAGAGGGCACGGGAGAUGGGCAUGUCUGCCAGCAGCCUGAGGGGCGGGGCAGCUAGUCGAACAGGAGUGCCAGGCUCCUCCAAGCAUGCCCCUCCAGGCUCCUCCUCCUCCUCUUCCUCCUCACCCAAGCCGUCCUCUGACAGGAGCAGCCCGUUGUCUGGCAGAACAGUCUACUCUCCCCAUCAGACCCAGGGCAGUCCUCCGUCUGCCUGCAGCCCUCCCUGCUCCAAUCACGAGGCCACUUCUCGCUCCUCUGUCAAUGGAGUUGUGCCCAGAACCUCCCCUAAAUCCCAGCGACCUCCUAACAGCCGAACUCUGCGCACCCCGAAUUCCCAGUCUUCUCCUGCAGUGUCUCGCUCUCCAAAGCCAGAUGCCACCCCUCAGGAUAUCCCUCUUGGUGGCCGGGCCUAUCAGGACUCCUCUUCUUCAGCAGCCACAGAAACCACCAAACCUUCUGGCCCCACACCAUUGUUUACCGUUGAUGUGAAUGAAAUACUCAACUCGGCUAAGGAGCGAACAGAGAGCCUGAUCAGUCCCCAGGAGGGCAAGAGCAGCAAAGCUCCCUCAGUCCAGCAGAGGUCUCAGCUCGAUGAGCUGCGGAGGUUUGGCAAAGAGUUUCGGCUGCAGCCGAGCUCCCCCCCUGCAGCCAACACUGUCUCCUUGGAACCUCCUCAACCCAACACUGUUCAGACUGCUGACUCCGCCUCCCCAGCACAGCCCAAAUCUGGCCCCUCCCAUACCACCUCUGCCCAAGGCUUGCAGCAAACUACUGAGGGAACCACCUCCUCCGCUACACCUGCUGCUGCUACUACCCCUACAACACAAGCCAUACCUCAGUCCACAGCAUCAGAUGGGCCAUCACCUGGGAUACCACCGCCAGCCAGGACCCCUGGAAGUGAGGAGCCCCAGCCUGACAGUAGCGAGCAAGCUGAGGGUGUAUCGGUGGCUGCAGUGCAGGUGAAGAACUCCACAUUGAAUCCCAAUGCAAAAGAAUUCCUUCCUGUCAAAGGCUCUGCCACUGUGCACAAGUCUGCCUCAACUCCUACUCCCCCACGGCCCACCCCACCCAGCCCCUCGGUGGUACUCCCAACCCCACCGGGGCAGCACGGAGGAGGAGCCAUCUACAGCAACCCUCCCGGACCAUACCUGUCCUAUGUCUCUCCUAUCACCAUCCAGGGACACUCGGUCCAGGUACGGUCCUGGCUCCCACAGGCUCCUCAGAUGUACCAGUACACUAUGUCAACAAUCAGCCAGGGCAAAUACCCAAGAGCCAAAGGCCCAGUGGUGGGUCCCCGUCCAGAACAUCACACGUCCCCAGCAUCCCCGAUGAUCCAGGCAGCAGCCUCUGCAGCAGGGCCCCCACUGGUGGCCUCGCCUUACCCCCAGUCCUACUUGCAGUACGGCCAGGUUAUCCAAGCCAUGCCCCCCCACUACCACGGACAGCCAAUGUACUCCAUGUUGCAGGGGGGGGCGAGGAUGCUGGCCUCCGGCGCUCCCCCGCAGGCUAUGGGUGCCCCCGGCCCCCAGUAUCCCGGUCAGGCUGAGGGUCAGCCAGGGCCACAACAGGCCAUGUAUGCUCCGGGGUCGUUCUCUCACCAUUCGGGCUCUAUACAUCCUCCUCAGCCCUCCAGCACUCCCACAGGCAGUCAGCCUCCACCGCAGCACACAGCUCCCAGUCCUGGACAUGCGCAGUCGGGCCAAGGGGGUCCUCAGCCACAGUCCUUAUACCACUCCGGGACUUUGUCAGCGCCUACCCCUCCCAACAUGCCCCCCGGCCACAGCUCCCCCCAGACCUCCUAUCCCAUGCAGGGCUACAGCCUGGCGACACACCAGCCGAUGCCACAUGGCUUCCCUCAGAUAAGCCAGCUGACACAGGCCCACAUUGCUGGAGGUAUGUCCGGACCUCACCCCUCUGCCGGCCACGGACCGCCCCCCGUCAUGCUUCACUAUGCUGCUCCACAACAGGGCACUGGCUCCACCCCUCAGCAUGGCCCACCGCCUCAGCAGGGCGCACACCAACACUACUACAUAGGACCACCUCAAGCUGUGCAGGUGCAGGCUCACCCCACCCAGCAGCUGUCUUUCCACCCUCCUGGAAACUAAGCCUCAAACACCUAAAUCACAGCCAUGUGCUCACUGGUGACAUUUGGGUGCAUGGGGUCGGCUACUACACUCUGGAAGUCUUGGUGGUCCGGACUUGACCCUGUACACGGCAUUCCCUGAUCGUCCACAAACCCGCACAAAUCCAACCACCCACCAGCUUCAACUCACGCUCACCACAUUCCCACAUCUUGCCAACAGAUCAACAGUUUCAAUUUCUUUUAGUUUCAGUUACUUUUUUUAAAACCCAAUUCUUUUAGCAGUGUGAAGGAGAGCUUACUAGCUUAAGCUCAGUAAGCUAGCACAGAAUGCAUUUGCCCAGUUGCUGAGAGCAAAGUUAAGGACAUACCCAGAUGAAAAGAAACGAACAGCAAAACAUGUCCCAUUGCAAACUUUUGGACUGAUGAGUGAUAACAAUAUCCUCUUUCUUCCUCCUUAUUGCCCCCAUCCAUUUUCCCUCUCUCCCUUUUUUCAAGUGAAAUGUCUGCAUAAAUAAGUGAAAAACAAAUAAAAAAUAAAAUUCAGU
Lampris incognitus (smalleye Pacific opah) is the source of this 3536-nucleotide messenger RNA. RefSeq names its product ataxin 2-like (gene atxn2l). Gene Ontology annotation, biological process: cytoplasmic stress granule assembly. Lineage: Eukaryota; Metazoa; Chordata; Actinopteri; Lampriformes; Lampridae. Gene Ontology annotation, molecular function: RNA binding. The transcript is spliced from 23 exons. The record is from RefSeq and is a predicted model, not a curated record. The coding region runs from base 71 to 3013 and encodes 980 amino acids. Gene Ontology annotation, cellular component: cytoplasmic stress granule.